GAGACCAAUCUUAAAUUUAAAUGUUGAAGUUACCUGCAGUACUCUCAAACAAUGGGAAUGAGAGGAGAAAGAAGCAGUUCGUUGAUGCAUCAAAUGAGGUGAAUUCAUGGGUUGAAAGUGAGACUGCUGGUCUUAUAAAGGAGCUACUUCCUUCUGGAUCUGUUGACAGCAACACUAGGUUAGUAUUUGGCAAUGCACUAUACUUCAAAGGGGCCUGGGAAAGAAAGUUCAACUCCACAGAAACCGAAGAUUCGGAGUUCUUCUUACUUGAAGGAGGCUCUAUACAAGUACCAUUCAUGACUACUAAAGAGAAACAGUAUGUAUCCUCCUACGAUGACUUCUCAGUCCUAAGGCUUCCAUACAAGCAAGGCAAUGAUAAGAGGCAGUUCUCUAUGUGCAUUUUUCUACCAAAUGCCAAAGAUGGAUUAUGGAAUUUAUUAGAUAAGAUGAGUAAUGAAUCCAAGUUCUUAGAACGCCAUCUCCCACGUCAAAAGGUCUUAGUAGAAAAGUUCAAGAUCCCGAAAUUCAAAAUCUCAUUCGGUUUCGAAGCAUCAGAAACCCUUAAAGGUCUAGGUUUGGUUCUGCCUUUCUCCAGGGAUGGAGAUUUGACAGAAAUGGUGGAUUCACCUCAGGGAAAUAAUCUUUAUGUUUCUUCGAUCUUCCACAAAUGUUUUAUUGAAGUUAACGAGGAGGGAACUGAAGCUGCUGGAGCUUCUGCUGCUGUGGUGACCUUGAGGUCUUUGCCAGUAGGUCCUUUUGAUUUCGUAGCUGAUCAUCCGUUUGCUUUUGUAAUCAGAGAAGAUACGACUGGAGUAGUGUUGUUCACUGGGCACAUGCUUAAUCCUUCGUUGUCAGGGUAAAUUAAGACACCGUCUCAUAAAAACUUUGAACGUUGUUUUCUAUGGGUGUGUCUGGAUAUUAUAGUUUCUACAGUACACAUCUGUGUUUGCUAUUUCAACUGAUCUGUAUUUUCCGAUGUAUCCUGGUUUGUAUCUCAAUAUAGCUAUAAUUAGUAAAUGUUUUACGUUCGUAUUGUAUAUGAUGCACACCGGAAAUGGGUGUUCUGAAUUUUUCAAUGUC
This is a messenger RNA of Asparagus officinalis (garden asparagus), 1080 nucleotides long. Its product is annotated as serpin-ZX-like. The transcript has 2 exons. Bases 21 to 860 code for a protein of 279 amino acids. Gene Ontology annotation, molecular function: serine-type endopeptidase inhibitor activity. The record is from RefSeq and is a predicted model, not a curated record. Lineage: Eukaryota; Viridiplantae; Streptophyta; Magnoliopsida; Asparagales; Asparagaceae.